CGCUGCCGACGGGACGCAGCUCAACAUUAAAGAGGAGAAAGACAACGAUUUUUGCAUCAUCAGGCUUCCGUGUGAGAGUUUCGUGAUCCAAGAGGAAGAAGAGGGAAGAUCCUGCAGAAAUGGGAUUCGUCAAAGUGGUGAAGAACAAGGCCUACUUCAAGAGGUACCAGGUCAAAUUCAGGAGGAGGAGAGAGGGGAAGACUGACUUCUUUGCCCGCAAGCGCCUGGUCGUCCAAGACAAGAACAAGUACAACACGCCCAAGUACAGGCUGAUCGUCAGGCUGUCCAACAGGGACAUCUGCUGCCAGGUUGCCUAUGCGAAGAUCGAGGGGGACCACAUCGUGUGUGCUGCCUACUCACACGAGCUGCCCAAAUAUGGCAUCGCCGUGGGCCUGACUAACUACGCUGCAGCCUACUGCACUGGCCUGCUCCUGGCUCGCAGGCUGCUGAAUAAGUUUGGCCUGGACCAGGUGUACGAGGGCCAGGUGGAGGUGACCGGGGACGAGUUCAACGUGGAGAGUGUGGACGGCCAGCCGGGCGCCUUCACCUGCUACCUGGAUGCCGGCCUGGCCCGAACCACCACAGGGAACAAAGUGUUUGGGGUGCUGAAGGGCGCGGUCGACGGGGGGCUCGCCAUUCCUCACAGUGUGAAACGCUUCCCGGGCUACGACGCAGAAAGCAAAGAGUUCAACGCAGAGACACACCGGAAACACAUCAUGGGCAUGAACGUGUCGGACUACAUGUCGUACCUGAUGGAGGAGGACGAGGAGGCCUACAAAAAACAGUUUUCACGCUUCAUCAAGAACGGAGUCACGCCAGACACAGUAGAAGAGAUGUACAAAAAAGCACAUGCCGCCAUCAGAGCGAAUCCCGUACACGAAAAGAAACCAAAAAAAGACGUCAAAAAGAAGAGGUGGAAUCGCCCCAAGUUAUCUCUGGCACAGAGGAAGGACCGCGUCGCCCAGAAGAAGGCCAGUUUCUUACGAGCACAAGAACAAGAGGCAGGGGACGGUUAGAGACUGGGCCCUUCUCCAGAGACACAACACACCACAUCAGAAUAAUAAAUUUAUUGCAAACACAA
Molecule: messenger RNA, 1081 nt
Organism: Myripristis murdjan (pinecone soldierfish)
Lineage: Eukaryota; Metazoa; Chordata; Actinopteri; Holocentriformes; Holocentridae
Gene: rpl5a
Product: ribosomal protein L5a
Exons: 8
Coding region: 120-1016 (298 amino acids)
Biological process (GO): translation; ribosomal large subunit assembly
Cellular component (GO): ribosome; cytosolic large ribosomal subunit
Molecular function (GO): structural constituent of ribosome; 5S rRNA binding
Source: RefSeq, a predicted model, not a curated record